AAGGGUAUGGUAGUAGUUAGAAAUAAUGGAAAUGAGUAUUAACUUUUAGCACUGUUGCAUGGCCAUUUCAAUUAUUGUUGGGCAUUGAGUGCAUUAAAACCUUAGAAAUGAAGUUUUUUCACUAUAAAUUCAUGGGUUGAACGUUGUUCACAUACCAAAAAAGAAGAAAAAGAGUGAAACAAGCAUAAAAGAUAAAGAAAAAGGAUGUCUUGCAUGGCUGAGAAAUGGGAGGAACUUAGUGGGAAAAACAAUUGGGAUGGGCUACUAAACCCAUUGGAUCUUGAUCUUCGUAAAUAUAUCAUUCAAUACGGAGAAUUGGCUCAAGCAACUUACGACACUUUCAUCAAGGAGAGAGCGUCCAAAUAUGCGGGAGCUAGCAGACACUCGAUGGAAAAUUUCUUUACUAAGGUUGGACUUGACCCGCACAAGUAUCGUGUAACAAAAUUUUUCUAUGCUACCUCCUCAAUUCCACUUCCUGAUGCUUUCAUUACAAGAUCAUUCUCAAGGGAAGCAUGGAGCAAGGAAUCAAAUUUUAUGGGGUUUGUUGCUGUGGCUACUGAUGAGGGUAAAGUUUCACUUGGAAGGAGGGAUAUUGUGGUUGCUUGGCGAGGAACACUUCAGGCACUGGAGUGGGUGAAUGACCUUCAAUUUCUACUUGUUCCAGCACCCAAAGUUUUCGGUCAAGGGGGCGGUUUGCUUCCUUUGUUUCAACCUUUGGUGCAUCACGGCUUCUAUAACAUUUAUACAACAGAAAAUCCACGAUCACAGUUUAAUAAAACUUGUGUCAGGGAUCAGGUAAUGGAAGAAGUGAAGAGAUUGAUUGAGGAAUACAAGCAUGAAGAGGUCAGCAUAACAGUAACUGGCCACAGCCUAGGUGCAUCACUUGCAACUCUAAAUGCAGUUGACAUAGCUUUCAAUGGUAUCAACAAAACAAGCACUGGAAAGGAGUUCCCAGUGACGGCCUUUCCAUUUGCAAGUCCUAAAGUUGGGGAUCUCAAUUUUCACAAGGCAUUUUCCAAACUGAAACAUCUUCACAUCUUGAGGACUCAUAACUUAUUGGAUGUUGUUCCUAAAUACCCACCCAUUGGCUAUUUCGACGUUGGGCAGGAGCUAAUGAUUGACACCACAAAAUCUCCUUAUGUGAAGCCUCCCGGAGAAGUUGUGAGCUGGCAUUUAUUGGAGCCGUACUUGCAUGGAGUUGCUGGCUUUCAAGGUUUAGGACUUUCAACAGGCUUUAAACUAGAGGUGAAUCGCGAUAUCUCACUUGUCAACAAAGAGUGGGACAUACUUAAAAACGAAUAUUGUGUUCCUCCGCUUUGGUGGAUUGAGAAGAAAAAAGGGAUGGUUCAACAAAAAGAUGGAUCUUGGCUUCUCUUGGAUCGUGAGGAGUAUGAAUUCUGAGGGAGCUAAAUGCGGCUUUAUUUCCUUUCCUUUAAUGUUUGAAUAAAAGGUUUCUGAGAGCAGCUUGGAAAAACCACAUCAGAUAUUAUAUUAUAAUGUAUUAUGGUUCCUCUUAUCACAGAGGACAAAUUUGUAUUUCGAACUAUUUCUUUCAAUGUUUAAUAAGAAUACUUUUAAUA
This is a messenger RNA of Lycium barbarum (goji berry), 1580 nucleotides long. Its product is annotated as phospholipase A1-IIgamma-like. NCBI's taxonomy places the organism in Eukaryota, Viridiplantae, Streptophyta, Magnoliopsida, Solanales, Solanaceae. The transcript is spliced from 2 exons. Bases 205 to 1401 code for a protein of 398 amino acids. Gene Ontology annotation, molecular function: glycerophospholipid phospholipase A1 activity. The record is from RefSeq and is a predicted model, not a curated record. Gene Ontology annotation, biological process: lipid metabolic process.